GCUGUGAUUUAGUUAGGGUCCUAUUAGCUCAUUGUUCGGUACUGGGUCAGUUAAAAAACUGUCAUUUAAUAAAUAAAAAUAAUUAAAUUGUUAAUACUUUAAAUAUUCAUAUAAAAUGAUUAUAAUAAUAAAUUCGUACUAAUUUAUUUAUUGUAAUACUUAAUUAGUGUUAAUUGUACAAAAUCUGUGUUCUUAAAAGGAUUUUUUGAAAUUUACAAGAAUGCCGACCACAGUACCAUUCGGUUCGAACGAGAAAUGGCGCAUCAAUCGCAACAUCUUCGUCCUCGGCUUUGCGUUCAUGGUGCAGUUCACCGCUUUCCACGGCGCCGCCAACCUACAGAGCUCCGUCAAUACGGAUGAAGCGGCGGGAACCUUCACACUAGCCGCCAUAUACUUUUCGCUUAUUCUGUCCAACGUCUUCUUGCCUGCUAUGGUGAUAAAAUGGCUGGGCUGCAAGUGGACAAUAGCUAUAUCGUUCGUUGCGUACAUGCCGUUCAUUGCUGCGCAGUUCUACCCUCAUCUGCACACGCUGGUGCCGGCCGGCAUGAUGGUGGGCUUCGGAGGCGGGCCGCUUUGGUGCGCCAAGUGCACUUAUUUGUCUGUGGUGGCUGAACCCUAUGCGAAAUUGUCAGGAGUGUCAGCCGAGGUGUUGGUCGUACGAUUCUUCGGUCUCUUCUUCAUGUUCUACCAGAUGGCGCAGAUUUGGGGAAAUCUAGUGUCUUCUACAAUACUUUCGUCAUCGUUGGGCGAGUCACCGAGUUAUCUGAACGACAGCCUAGCACCGAAAGCUGCGGCUCUGGUCAGCAACUUCACAGCACCGAGACCUGACUACGGUGGAACUUGCGGUGUUAACUUUUGCAGCGGUAGCGGCGCUCAUGAGAAUACGAAUUUGGAGCCUCCGUCACCGCUGAAAAUUCAAGUGAUAGCAGGAGUAUACUUGGCCUGUAUGGCCUUCGCUAUUAUUCUUGUCACUGUCGGCGUUGACUCUCUGAGCAGAUACAAUUCCGGUCGACAGCCGGUAGCCCAGGGUAAGUCAGGUCUCCGACUCCUGGCGGUGACUCUGAGACAACUGCGCCACAAGUACCAGCUACUGCUUCUACCGGUCAUCGGAUACAUCGGUGCUGAGCAGGCCUUCAUGGCGGCGGACUUCACUCAGGCGUUUGUCGGUUGUGCGUACGGCAUCAACAACAUUGGGUACGUUAUGAUCUGCUUCGGCGUGUUCAACGCGCUCGCGGCUCCUGUGGCUGGAGCUGUCGUCAAGCUGACUGGCAGGUUCCCAGUCAUGGUCACAGCACUGAUCCUGAAUCUAUGUCUUUUAUCGGCAUUGACCUUGUGGAGGCCAGAUCCUGAUCAGUGGCUCAUAUUCUUCGUACUGGCAGCAAUAUGGGGCACAGCUGACGCAGUGUGGCUUGUGCAAGUCAAUGCUUUAUCUGGCAUCUUGUUUCCGGGUAACGAGGAAGCAGCUUAUUCCAACUUCCGUCAGUGGGAAUCGACGGGCAGUGUGUUGUCUUAUGCUACGGUGCCAUAUCUUUGCGUUAGAACCAGGUUAUAUAUUCUCCUAGGGUUCCUACUGUUGGGUUUCUCAGGGUACACUACCAUAGAGUUGAUGGAGUACCGUGCAAAACGUCGUCACCAUCAGGAGAGGAACUUCGAACUGGUCGCCGAGAAAAAUGAGCAGGAAUAAAGUAUUGACUACUAGCAUGAUCCCAUACGGGUUCACUCGUUCCCAUCCCGGUGGGAAUACGGGAAUAAAAAUUUGGUUCAUGUUUACCCACUGAUAAAACAUGGACUAUAAUUUAUACAGGGUGCUCGGGAGUAUUGCCCCUAACUCUGGGGUUAUAUUCUUUACCAAAAAUUAAUUUAAAAUGUUCAAGGAAUAUGUGUUCUAAAAUGAAUAUUUACGGGGUAAAUAAUAUUUCUUUUGUUAAUUGAUCUUAAAAUAUGUCCUUUAUACGCGUAGAUCUUAAAAUAUGUUUCAUAAACGCAUCCUUAUUAUUAUGAAGUAGCCAAGUUUGACGUAUUUUAAAAUGCAAGGACAGAUAAAGGUGUGUGUUACAUGGAUAGCCGGAAUUAUUUGAAUGUACGUAUGAAAACAUGAAAAGUUUUUUUUUUUGUAGUAUGUAUAUUAAUUAUGCUAUUCAGCUAUAAAUGGACUCGUCAACGCCUUGAAAUUAUGUGAAAUACUCCCGAGCAUCCUGUAUAGUCCAUGUUAAUCCAUGCAAUGGAAAGCAUUGACCUUUUGAAAUCGUUGCAGUAGUUUCGAUUUCGUAACAAAUAAACUAUCAAAUCUUACCUCUUUAAAAAUCAAUUGGUUUUAGUUUUAUUGAUCUUACUUAAUAUUGAUCUUACUUACUGUUUUACUUAAUAUUUUUUGAUUUUUUAAUGUUAUUUUUUACUAUUAUGAUUUAAUUGUAUAUUGAGUUUAUUAUAGGCUAAUAUUAUCUUUUACUAUUAUGUUUUAAUUGUAUAUUAUAAUGUAAGGAUAUAAAAAGAAAACCAAAUGUUGGAAUAAA
This is a messenger RNA of Bicyclus anynana (squinting bush brown), 2513 nucleotides long. RefSeq names its product UNC93-like protein. NCBI's taxonomy places the organism in Eukaryota, Metazoa, Arthropoda, Insecta, Lepidoptera, Nymphalidae. Gene Ontology annotation, cellular component: striated muscle dense body; plasma membrane. Gene Ontology annotation, molecular function: potassium channel regulator activity. Gene Ontology annotation, biological process: regulation of potassium ion transport; regulation of muscle contraction. Bases 221 to 1684 code for a protein of 487 amino acids. The transcript is spliced from 11 exons. The record is from RefSeq and is a predicted model, not a curated record.